UUGUUCUCCCAAUUGGCUGUCAAAAUUUGUUGUCAGCAGCAUUUGUAAUUUUUUCCUCCGAUCUUGACGGAUUCGCCCGAGUUUUGCAUAAUAUUUACCACAAGAACCGAUGAAUUCGUCAUCACCUUCGACGGCGGAAAUUCUACUAGAAAAGAUCUCCGCCAUGGAACUGGCCGAGAACGGGCUGGAUGACGAGAAAUAUGUUCUGUUCAAGCAAGACGACCUUUUCGUCGAGAGUUUUCCGCUAAUGAAAGAAAUCCGUCGACAGGGAAAAUUGUGUGAUGUGACUUUGAAGGUCGAAGACCAAUCAUUCUCGGCGCAUCGCAUCGUUUUGGCUGCCACCAUUCCGUACUUUUAUGCAAUGUUUACUCACAAUAUGGCCGAGAGUCGGAUCAAGGAGAUCACCAUGAAGGAAAUUGAACCGCAUGCGCUUGAGAGUCUGAUAAACUUUGCAUACAGCGGCACCGUGAAAAUCGACAAUCAAAACGUCCAAGGACUCAUGGUUGGAGCGUCGUUUCUUCAGUUGAACAAAGUUCGAGAUGCCUGUGCAGAGUUUCUGAUUUCCAGAUUUCAUCCCCACAACGUGCUUGGUAUUCGUCACUUUGCAGAUUCGCUUGGAUGCGCACAGCUUGUAACCGCCGCCGAUAAAUAUAUAAAUCUUUACUUUAGCAAAGUAUCUCAAUCUGAUGAGUUUCUUGCACUCGGUUUUGAAGAAUUAAUUGACAUAAUUCGACGCGACGAACUGAAUGUUCCCACCGAGGAGAACAUCUUCGAGGCCUGCAUGCGAUGGGUCAAAUAUGACAUUGAAAAGCGAUCCACGUGGCUUCCACAAGUGCUUGCCAAAGUCCGAUUGCCUCUUUUAUCACCACAAUUUCUUGCCGAUCGUGUGGCCACAGAGGAGUUGAUUCGAUCUUCCCAUCAAUGUCGCGACUUGUUGGAUGAAGCGAAGGACUUUCACUUAAUGCCAGAAAGGAGAUCACUUGUGCAGAGUUUUAGAACUCGUGCUAGAUGCUGCGACUACGUCAUAGGUCAGAUAUAUGCUGUUGGAGGGUUGACGAAGAACGGGGACUCAGUCAGUACAGUGGAGAUAUAUGACCCGAAAACAAAGGAGUGGAAAAUGGGCGAGGCGAUGUCUAUGUUGAGAUCGCGAGUUGGCGUGGCGGUAACGCAAGGCAAACUAUAUGCCUUUGGAGGUUUCAAUGGGAGCGAAAGGUUGUCAACGGUUGAAGUGUAUGAUCCGAAAUUGAAGAAGUGGUCACAGGGACGUCCAAUGCUAUGCAAGCGAAGUGCCGUCGGAGUGGCUGCUCUGGAUGAUUUUGUUUACGUUUGUGGAGGAUACGACGGUGUCACUUCACUGAGUACUGUAGAAUGUUAUUGUCCGAAAACGGAUACAUGGAAAACAGUUGCCCCAAUGAUGAAGUACCGAUCGGCUGGCGGCGUUGCCCCUCUUGGUGGUUAUGUUUAUGCUUUAGGGGGCCAUGAUGGGUUAUCGAUUUUUGAUUCUGUCGAACGAUACGAUCCAGUGGAGAAUAUUUGGGUGAAAGUCAAAUCAAUGUUGAAUCGAAGAUGCCGCUUGGGUGUAGCGACGCUUAAUGGAAAGUUAUAUGCAUGUGGUGGUUACGAUGGUAAUUCAUUCUUACGGUCGGUUGAAGCCUACGACCCAAACACAGAUACCUGGAAAUUGGUUGCCCCAAUGAAUGUGAAACGAAGUCGGGUGGCACUUGCUGCUAAUAUGGGAAAAUUAUGGGCCAUUGGAGGUUAUGAUGGUGAGUCAAAUUUAUCAACUGUUGAGGUUUACGACCCAGAGACGAACACAUGGACUUUUGUUGCAUCGAUGUGUGCCCAUGGCGGAGGCGUUGGAGCCGGCGUAAUUCCUAUCCAGUAAAU
Molecule: messenger RNA, 1887 nt
Organism: Hermetia illucens (black soldier fly)
Lineage: Eukaryota; Metazoa; Arthropoda; Insecta; Diptera; Stratiomyidae
Product: kelch-like protein 18
Exons: 9
Coding region: 110-1885 (591 amino acids)
Molecular function (GO): protein binding
Source: RefSeq, a predicted model, not a curated record